AUGUCUGGCCUUCCUCCGCGCCCCGACGGCGCUGUGCCUCCCCCUCCUGGACCCAGACGAGAGACUGGUGGACGCUUCCGCGGGCGUGAUGACAGGCCGCCGCGCGGUAGAGGUCGUGGACGCGGCGGUGACAGAGCGUACAAUCCGCGCUAUGCCAGAGACUCAUAUCCUGCGAAUGACAGCUUCCGGGAUGAGUAUCCGGAGCGGGGAGACCGUGGAUGGCAGGAUAACUCGAGGAACAGAGGAUAUGGGCGACCGUACCCCGAAUCGAGACCACCUAGGCGCGAGCCUGAGAGGGAUACUUACUAUGCUGGCGCUGCGCGAGGAUACGAUGAUAGAAGAGACCCUUACCCCUCUACGUCUCGCGACUUCCCACCUCCUCGAGGAAGGUAUGACAGGGAAACCUCGCCACGCCGGGAUGUAUAUGACCGACGUCCAGACUAUCGACGUCGAACUCCCAGCCCUCGACGUGGUGCAUACCCUCCUGAGAGCCCUUCCAUGUCUCGAGGACGCUACCCGCCAGACUACGAACGGCCAAGCUCGCGCUCCUCCUCUCGCAGCCGCUUCACUGAAAGCCCCGUCGUACCUAAACUCCAACGCGAGUCCUACGACCGGCCCACAACCGACAAUGACGAAUUGGAAGCUGGCCAACUGAUCUCUGAGCCUGAGCCACCCUCACCGCCUCCGCCUCUCAUCCACCGCAUUAGCUCCCCGCGUCGCAGUUCCCCUCCACCGCCUCCCAGUCGGUUACCGGGUAGGCGCAGGCAGCCUCGCAGAUGGGACGCGCCUGGACCUGGACGUCGCAGGGAUGCUUCGCCACCCACUCAGCCCCGCUUCCGUGGCAACUGGCAGCCCAUUCCUACGGAUCGAGCACGGACGCCUUCGCCGCCUCCCUCAGAAGAGCCAAAAGAGGAGGACAUAGAGAUGGCACCUCCACCUUCCGCAGCAGAGCCGCAGCCAUCAUAUCCCGAGGCUAUCCCUGCAGAAGUGCAGCCUGAACCUGCUCCUGCACCAGGACCGCCCGUACCUGCCAACCAUGGUGACAUCGUCAAGCAAGCGUACGGGAACAUGCCCACGCCCGUGAUUGUUCCCGCGUCUGCGCCUUCUAUGCCCGCGCCGAAGAAGGCGUCGUGGGCGAAAGCAGCAAUGGUCCCCGCCAAUGUUCACAUUGUUUCCACUCCGGCUGCAUCGACAUCGCAGUCGGCUGUAACGGCAUCGCAGUCUGCUCCUAUGGCAUCUCAGCCGGCACCCGUACCACCACCACCUGUCGCACCUACGGCUGCGCCCACCAGGACUGAACCCAAAGAUGAGCCCAUGGAAGUCGACGAAGUACCCGCUAAGCGACCGACACCGCAUGUGCCCUCACCAAUUCCCGAGAUCAAGUCGCCAGAGCUAAAGAUUGAGUCGCCAGCAGAGCCGCAAGCUUCCCAUGUCGGUCAGCCCACUCCUGCGCAGGCCAGCCCAGCUACACCCAACCUUGCCCAUGCCCCUCCACCGAGAGACAUCAAGGGCAAAGGUCGCCUCGGAGCGCCGCCGUCGCAGCCCCGAGGCUUCACCCUCCCCACCGAGCCUCGCAGCAUGGCGGGCCACGCCAACGAUUCAAGAGGACAGACGCACCCGAUCCCCACCGGCCCUCGCCUCAACCGCAAUGCAUCGUUGUCCACAUCGACCUCAGGACCCUCGUCGCUUCCUGCAAAACCAGACUCCCUGCCUCCGACGCCCGUCCUGCCAUCGCCCGCCGCGGCAUCGCCCCUGGCGCGCGACUCGCCUGCGGUGGCUGCAACACCAGCCGUGAGCUUACCACCCACGCCAGCGACGUCAACGCCUGUGGCUGCGACUUUGGCUACGCCUAUGCCUACUGGAGUCAUGGGCUCGCCAUCGCUAGGCGUUGCUGGCUCGUCGGACAGCCCCGCAAUACUUCCGCCGGGUGGGAUCAAGAGGGAGUUGUCUACCGCUUCGUCUGCUCCACCAGAAGCACCUGCCAAUGCGGCAGAGGUCAAGGCCGAAGCAGAGGACCCGCACCACUUCAGAGUCCGGGCCUACGUGCCACAUCACGAACGGCAAGCCCUCGCCCGCAAACGGCUCAAAGUUGCUAAUUACGAAGAACCCCGCACGGACCUCGAUGCCCUCUACGACGAGCGCCAAUCCUUCUACGCCCAGCUGCGCUCCUUCCAGCACGCCGUCGCGCGCAAGAAUUCGGAGUACGCGGCGAGCGCGGCGGCGACGGGGCGGUUGUUGCUGGAGUAUGAGCUGGCGGGGAACGAGGUGCGGUAUGCGCAGAUGCGGCACGCGAUGGCGGAGGAGCAGACGGAAUUGGCGAAGCGGGGAUGCUUGGGAGUGGACUACGGGAAGUAG
This is a messenger RNA of Schizophyllum commune H4-8, 2355 nucleotides long. RefSeq lists its product as uncharacterized. The record is from RefSeq and is a predicted model, not a curated record. Gene Ontology annotation, cellular component: actin filament; cytoplasm. The transcript is spliced from 3 exons. Gene Ontology annotation, molecular function: microtubule binding; actin binding. The coding region runs from base 1 to 2355 and encodes 784 amino acids. Gene Ontology annotation, biological process: actin filament polymerization. Lineage: Eukaryota; Fungi; Basidiomycota; Agaricomycetes; Agaricales; Schizophyllaceae.